Hippoglossus stenolepis (Pacific halibut) is the source of this 7932-nucleotide messenger RNA. RefSeq names its product protocadherin-1. Gene Ontology annotation, molecular function: calcium ion binding. Lineage: Eukaryota; Metazoa; Chordata; Actinopteri; Pleuronectiformes; Pleuronectidae. The record is from RefSeq and is a predicted model, not a curated record. Gene Ontology annotation, cellular component: plasma membrane. Gene Ontology annotation, biological process: homophilic cell-cell adhesion. Bases 734 to 4384 code for a protein of 1216 amino acids. The transcript has 5 exons.
CCUCUCUCCCAUCACGCACGGUGCGGCCGCGCAGGACCGGCAGGCGGACAGAGUUUGUGGCGGCAGAGCGGCGACCGCGCGUCGGCUUGGACACUAACCGGACCCCCGCUGGAGCCGGUGACUCCCGGACCUACCGGACACUUUUUUUAAACGAUUACUCUUUUUCCUCCAUCUCUCUUUUCCCUCCUCCCUCUCUUUUUCUUCUCGUCACUCCCCCGCCCCGGUGCUCCGUCCGUCCGCCGCCACAUCCAGCACCACCGCCUCCCCGAGCGUCAGUGCCAAGCGGCGGAGGAUGCUGCGGCUGUCGGUGCACGGUGCCCGGUGGUGACGCUCCCUCCACGGAGUACCAGAGAGCGGGUGACAGCUGUCCCUCCCCCCCCACACGGGUCUUCCCCCGGCUGGGCUCCAGCUCCAGCCCCGCGGAGAGAGGAAGGACCGGCGGGUCGACGCGCAGCGCAGCGGCGGUCGUGACAGUAAAAGUGGACAGAGAUUGUGAGAGGAAUCGGAUAAUUACCCCCCCGCCCGUCCCGCUGGAUUGUUUGAUUUGUUUCCAGGUCUUUUUCCCCGGUUCGGUGGAUUGUUAAUUCCGGGUGUUUUCCCCCCCCCCGGAGGUCUGGAACGGCUCCGUCUGGGCACCGAGGAGGAGCGGAGCCUGUAGCCGGGGCUGGAGCGCUCAGAGCCGGGGAACCGCGCGGCUCACACCCGGUCCAGAGCGGUGCUGUCGUGCGGAGACAUGGCGGCGCUGAGGUGGGAGGUUCCUAUGUUCCUGGCGGUUGUCCUGCUGGUCUCCUGUAACGCUGCACCCACCGACAUCCUUUAUCGAGUUCCUGAGGAGCAGCCGCCCAACACGCUGAUCGGCAGCUUGGCGGCAGACCGGGGCCUCCCCGACACCGGCCACCUCUACAAGCUGGAAGUCGGCACGCCGUAUCUGCGGGUGGACGGCAAGACCGGCGACAUCUACACCACGGAGAUCCCCAUCGACCGCGAGACGCUGAGCGACUGCCGCAACCUGUUUGAUGGCGACAAAUGUUUCCUGGAGUUCGAGGUGUCGAUCACUGACAUGGUGAAGGGCCUCGGCAUGGGGCCACGGCUAAUCGAAGGCCGCAUCGAGGUGCUGGACAUCAACGACAACACGCCGCAGUUCUCCUCGCCCAUCCUUUCCCUCUCCAUCCCCGAGAACACGCACAUCGGCGCCCUCUUCUCCAUCCCCAUGGCCACCGACAGGGACUCUGGCACCAACGGCGUGGCCGAGUACGCGCUGACCACCGGGCCUGACGCCGACCAGCUCUUCACCCUGCAGGUCGCCGUGGACUCGGACGAGAAGCUGCCGCAGCUGGUCGUCAUGGGCAACCUGGACCGCGAGAGGAAGGACUCGUACGACCUGAACAUCAGGGUGGUGGACGGCGGGAAGCCGGCGAGGGCGAGCAGCGCUCUGCUGCGGGUCACCGUCACCGACCAGAACGACAACGCUCCCAAGUUCGAGAGGAGUCACUACGAGGCCGAACUCCCGGAGAACAGCCUGCUGGGUCACUCUGUGCUGCAGGUCAGAGCCAAUGAUGGAGACACCGGCAUCAACGGAGAGAUCGACUACAGCCUUCAUCAGGCGUCGGAGACCGUUCAGAGGCUUCUGCGCAUCGACCGCUCCACUGGAAUCAUAUACGUCAAAGGCCAAGUGGACCGCGAGGAAGAGAGUUUCCUCAAGUUCUUUGUGGUCGCGAAAGAUCGUGGGCCCAACUCCAAGAACUCCAAGGUCCUGGUGACCAUCAACGUCAGGGAUCACAAUGACAACGCACCAGCGAUCGAGAUCCGUGGCAUUGGCUUGGUGACGCAUCAAGAUGGCGUGGCGAACAUCUCUGAGGACAUGCCCAUCGGGACCGCGGUGGCGUUGGUCCAGGUGUCCGACCGUGACGAGGGGGAAAAUGCUGUGGUUACUUCUGUAGUUGCCGGUGACGUCCCAUUCCAGCUCCAACCUGCAAGUGAGUCAGCCAACGAUCGGAAGAGGAAGUAUUUCCUGCAGACAACUACCCCGCUGGAUUAUGAGCGUGUAAAGGAAUACAGAAUUGAAAUUGUCGCUGUGGAUUCUGGGAACCCAGCCCUGUCCAGCACCAACUCCCUCAAAGUCCAGGUCACUGACGUGAACGACAACGCGCCAAACUUUUCCCCUGCGAUGCUCGAGGUGGACUUUGCGGAGGGAAAUCAGCCGGGUGAUAAAGUUCUGGAUGUCGUGGCAACGGAUGCAGACAGUGGCACCAACGCAGAACUGGCCUAUAGCAUCAUCGAGCACUCGGCCACCAGGCUCUUUGAGAUUGACUCCAACACAGGGGAGCUGCGUGUGAAGAACCUGUUGGAUCGGGAGGAUACAGAGCGCUACGAGUUCCGCGUGGCAGCCGCAGACAAGGGGGUUCCAAGCAAAACUGGCACUGCUACAGUGGUGGUGAAUGUCCUGGACCGCAACGACAAUGACCCCAAAUUUAUGCUGAGCGGCUACAGCUUCUCUGUCAUUGAGAACAUGGCUCCGCUCAACCCCGUUGGCGUGGUGACCGUCACUGAUGCUGAUAAAGGUGAAAAUGCCAGAGUAAGGCUGUUUGUGGAACCGGACAAUGGGAAGUUUGUCAUCCAGAAUGGCACCGGAACCAUCCUGUCCAGCAUCUCCUUUGACCGUGAGAAGGAGAGCACCUACACCUUCCGUCUGAGAGCCGUGGAUUCAGGUGACCCUCCUCGAUCUUCUUACGUAGGUGUGACCAUCAAUGUCCUGGAUGAGAACGAUAACGCCCCCUAUGUCACCAAACCGGCCAACUCCUCCUACACUUACUUGACACCUGUCACUCAACCAGAGACCCGUGUGGAGGUGGUAGAGGCUGAGGAUAUUGACUCUGGACCCAAUGCUGAGCUGGUCUACACCAUCACAGGCGGCAACCCGUUUGACCUGUUCGACAUCUCGCCCAGCAGCGGGGAGAUCACACUGGCGCAGGAAUUCACUGGAAAGCACAAUGGACUGCACCGACUUGUCGUACGGGUCAGUGACAAAGGCAAACCUCCACGCCACACCACUGCCCUGGUCCACGUGUUUGUCAACGACACCAAGUCCAAUGUUUCUGUCAUCGAGGCGCUGGUCGGACACAGCCUCUACACCCCUCUGGACAGGGACAUCGCUGGGGAUCCCAACUACGCCCUUGCUCAGCGCAGCAACAUCUUGUAUGGCAGCCUGGCAGGUAUCGCUGGUGUGAUCAUGGUCAUUGUAGCCGUGGUGGUUAUUAGACACCGGCUGCAGAAGGACACCAAGAGCGGCUAUCAGGCCGGCAAGAAGGAGAGCAAGGACCUGUACGCUCCAAAGCAGGGACCCAAAAAUGGCAAAGGGAAAAAGAGCAAAAAGGGUAAAGCUCCAAAACCUGCCAAGCCCCUGGAGGAGGACGAGGAGGCCAGCCUGCAGAAAGCCCUCAAGUUCAAUCUCAUUAACGAAAGUGUCAACGACAGUCCCAGAAUCCACCUGCCCCUGAACUACCCACCAGGAAGCCCCGAUCUGGGGCGACACUAUCGCUCCAAUUCCCCCCUCCCCUCCAUCCAACUGCAGCCACAGUCGCCUUCCGCCUCCAAGAAGCACCAGGCGGUUCAGGACCUCCCUGCCACCAACACCUUUGUGGGAACAGGGGACAACAACUCCACAGGCUCCGACCAAUAUUCGGAUUACAGCUACAAGGCCAACCCGCCCAAAUACAGCAGCAAACAGCCCCCCCACCGCCGAGUGACCUUCUCCACGGCCAACCAGGCUCAGGACCUGCAGGACGCGUCCCAGCACAGCUACUACGACAGCGGCCUGGAGGAGUCGGAGACCCCCAGCUCCAAGUCGUCGUCGGGGCCGCGGGUCGGGCCCCUGGCGCUGCCGGAGGACCACUACGAACGGACCACGCCCGACGGCAGCAUCGGCGAGAUGGAGCACCCGGAGAACGACCUCAGGCCCCUUCCCGACGUGGCGAUGACCGGUAACUGCACCCACGAGUGCACCGAGUUCGGCCACUCCGACUCCUGCUGGAUGCCCGGUCAGCCUUCCCCCACCCGCAAGGUGUCCAAGAACGCCCCCCCGCUCUCCACCUUCGUGCCUUACCAGGAGAUGGACGGGCAGGAGCAGCUGAUGGCCAACGGCAGCCCCAAGCCCCUGAUGACGGAGGAGCGCGGGACGGGCAGCGGCGGCGGCAGCGGAGGUGGCAGCGGUUCCAAAGUGGCCAACAUGCGGUUCAUGACCCCCUACAGCAGUGCCUACCCCGGGGGCGGAGACUCGUCUGGGAAAGACUGUGGGCUGGAGGAGAUCCCGCUGAGCCAGGCGGUGGAGUACCACUCGGCGACCACUCCCACCGGCCAGACCGCCAAGAGGGAGAUCUACCUGUGAGGGCGCCGCUCUCCACCUUAAGGCCCCCAACCACCUGCCUGUACUCCCCUGGUCAUUCCCCGAUGCUGCUCGCCACCGCCCGUCCCACCUCCUCACUGUCGCCCCCUGUGCCUAUUACUCGCUGUGCCGCAGCACCGACUCCCCUUCUUCCUUUUUAUAACUGCAUCCACUGUACAAGGCUUUAGACCCCGCCCACCUCGCCCACUGCCACCGCCGCCGCCGCCCACCUCUAGAAACCAAUCAAAUGUAAAAUAGAUUUAAUUCAAAUCAACUGAAGAAAAACACGCGGCGCCUGCUGCCGCGGACGGAAUGUAAACUACACCACAUCGUUGUGAUAAUUUAAUGGGAAACUAUUUAGCUACUCACGUAUUUGAGUUGGAUUUGUGUGCGUCGCUUUAGGCUUUGUCGCUGUGUUGGAACAGAAAAAGAAAACAACCUUCGGGGGGAGAAGGGAAAGAACCUCUUGUAAAUCCUACUUAAAUAUACUGUGUAAUGCUACCUAUCCUAUUUUUUUCUGGAUUUGAUUCAUUUCUCUUUUUCUUUUGUGUUAAUUUUUCUCAGUGGAUCCUGGAAAUACCUUUUUGGGCCAAGUUGCAUCAAAUCAACCGGGUUCAUUUUUUUAUCAGGAUCAGCUCGUGGUCACCUCGAGGACUUCUGCCGGAACGCAGCUGUUUCCCACUCGUCACAGUUGUUGUGAGAACUCUUGGUUCUUCGUUGAGUUUUUUCUUGUAUUCCGUGUACAGAGCUGUAAAUACCACAAACAGUGACGGAGGAAGCUGCUGACGGCGGCGUGCUGUCUGCAGAUCCUCACGUGCCGUCGGCCCGAUGGACUGGAAACCGUCGCACGUACAGAGGAACGACGCCGUCACAGCCGGAACCUGAACUCCAGAGCAUCACCGACGGUGCCGAGUUAUAAAGACUUUUUAUUACAUCUUUUCUCUCCUCUACGACUUUACGACACAAUGUGGGAUCAGGAGGUAAAAUCAUUAGAGGCAUCGACACCGGUUCAUUCAGAACCAGACAGAAACCGGAGCGUUUCAGAAAGUGGAUCAGAUUCACGUCGUCAGGAGUAAACCACGAGUGUUAUUCUCAAAGACCUCUGAAAGGUUUCCACGGUGGAGAAUGAGUUCCUUCAACACUAAAAUGACUUUGUAGAUUAUCUUUACGUGACAUGUGACCAUUACAUGAUCACACAAUACAAGUAAACUUCCUGCUCAUGGCCCCCAGAGGCUGAACAGAGCUGUAAAACUAAACUAUUCUAUCAACAGAGACAUUUAUCUUAUUCCAAAUCAAGGGGUUCUUCCUCUGGGGAGCAGAGACCAGAUUAUGAAAUGUGGCUGUUCAGUGCUUGGAUGUUGAUAUUAACAGGAGACAGGGUGGUGGUUAAUGUGGUGGAGCAGGAGGAAGGAAGUUAUCAGGUUUUUUUUCAACCUCUGGGGAACAUGAAUAUUCGAGUUUAAUUUCAUCGAAAUCAGCUUUUCUCAGAGAUAUUAAAGUUUGAGAGUUGAGUUGUGAAGAUGGUUUUCAGAAGGUCAGAGGGGUCCUGAAGGUCUCCGUCCUCUGGGGAACCUGAACGUCCACAGACAGUUUCAUAUCAACCGGGUCGUUUUAAUUCUUCUCCGAGCUCCAGCGUACGAUGCUCCUGCUUCAGCUCGUAUUUUAAAACUCCAGCUUCUCUCACGGUUUCUGUCGGGAUCCGUGAUUUAAAAAAGAAAUAUGCUUGGCACAAAAGAUUAAAAAGCUUAAAACACAGAAGAGAAGCUGUUGAAAAAGUCAUCGUCUCUGCGAGCAGCUGAAAUCUGGGGCCGAUACCGACGGCUCAGCCGACACAUCACAGCCGCGGCGGUCGGGCUGUUUGUGGCGACUGUGGUGAAUGUUUCCCCCGCUGUGUGUUUUCAGUCUGAAGGAAGAGCUCUCGUUAGUUCCUCCCUCUUUACCUCCUCAGUGUGAGGCCGAGCAGCUCGCCGUUUAUCUGGAGUAUUUGUUAAACCCGUUAGCUGCGUUCGGCGAGGGGAGGUGGGCGCCGCCUCCCGUGGCGCCGCAGUGGCACAGGAACGCAGGAUUAAUGACACCUGUACGGGCUUCAGUCCACUAACACCCCCUCCACUCAGCGCGCCAAAGAAACUAAUUAGGACCCGAGGCUCUGCACAUUAUUGGUGCUAAUUUGCACGGGUGGAGGCGACUGGUCUGGAAGUUGAUUCAUUCUGAGGCUGGUGUGAGCGGCUGCUGAGGGUUUCACCUGAAGUGACGCUCGCCUGCUGAGAACAGAGAGGGAGCAGCAGUCACGAGUCUGUGACUGAGUCUCAACAAGGAACCAGAGAUCAUUCCUCCAGUCACAUAAUAUCAGAGAAAUAUUAUAAUCAAGUAUUUUCUGAUGCAAAACAGAGUCAAAGAUGAAAUUAAUCCGCGAAUCAAACUACAAAACCAAAUUUGCUUCUUCCGCCUCGUUUCGUCUCGAACACUUUGUUCAUUUCUUGAAACUUUGCGCGAACAAAGGAAGCAGCAGCGUGAACAUGUGGGAUUAUCUGGCCCCUGCUGGCAGGAACAUCUCCUGCUGGAAACCAGACUAAACGACGUGUCGUCUGUUUUGCUGCGUGUGAACAUCCGCCCUCCAGAAGCAGAACCAGGGAACAUCAAAGAGCUGCCGCCUUCAAAGCCGGAGCCGCCGUGGUCCCUCCGCAGGUCAGGGAGCGGGCGCACACUUUACUGUCAUUACAGCGUCCUUCACUGCUCUGAACUACUUCUUAUCUCACUCGUGGUGUCGAGCUCACUCCUUCCUUCAGAUCCUAAUUUCUCUUUAAUGUAGAAACGUUUGUGUUUGAUCUCCAUGUGUUUGGAAGUUAAUACGAUUCAAAACACAAUUUCUCCUUUAGGUGAUUUGAUUCAUUGUGACGUAACACACCCACAAACACACACACACACACACACACUAACACACACAGAAUUCCCCUGCACAUAAAUCAACCAUCAUUCAACCGACGUUCAACCCUCCCUGUGACAAAGAUUUAGAGUUCACUGGCGCCGCCGCCGCCGCCGCCGCGCUCCCUCGUGCUCGCCGUCUUCCUCUGGUGAUUUAACGCCGGCGUUCAUAGCUCUGAUUGAUUAUUUACGGGCCCAACAUGGAGGUCCACAUCUACUCUCCUCCUUCCUCCUUCCUCCUUCCUCCUCCUUCGCCACGCUUCACCGUCUCACUGUAAACAAGUCAUUUUUUUAUUUCCUCCUCCGUGAUGCCCCUCGGCCGCUCGACCGGUGGUUAGAGUCCCGGGAGGCCGGCGUGUUGUGCUGCGUAAGGUAAAGAUGGAGGAGAGAGAGAGGCCGGAGGUGAAGCGGCGUCCGUUUAACCUCAACUCUCUGGCACCAAUUAACCCCAGAAGAAGAAACGUAACCUCAGGUGACCCCUCGGGACCUUUGGUGACCUCUGACCUCGCUGUUUGCUUUGCCCGAGGCCGAGAGAGUUUCUCCUGAGUGUGCGUGUGUGUGUGUGUGUGUGUGUGUGUGUGUGUGUGUGUGUGUGUGUGUGUGUGUGUGUGUGUGUGUGUGUGUGUGUG